AAGCCUCCUCUGAACUGGACUGUAAGGUUUCACUCCUGGAGGAGUUUUUUCCACACUGGCUCACCAAGUGGCCCUGACUCGUUUGAGGACUUGGGCCAGUGUACCGUGUCGCAGGCCAAGCGCUUAUUAUGAAUUGAGCAAUGGUCCAUUGUUUGCCUCUGAAUGAGGGCUCUCUGCCCUAAUCUGGCAUUAGACUGCAGAUCUGCUCAAAGUCUCUUACACGCAACAAAUAUGCUCACAUUCCUCAGUACGGAUGAACACUCCUGCCUGUUUACCUCACAAACCGAAGCACUAAACAGUGCUGAAUCAGCAGAUUCAGAGAAAGAAAAUGUGAAUUCAUUCAUUUGUAGUUUCUACAAAUGAAUCGUGUGCAGCCUUCUGGAUUGCCACCGGGACGUAGAACCUGAUCACAGAGGAAAAAUAAACAGCUUUAUUUACAGAGCCAACGUUUCAAGUUAUAAAACAAUAUUCCAAGCCUGGACUCAAUUUAAUCAGGCGCUCAUGUAAGAGUGGUAAUAAAAAACAACAUUUGUUGAGAGGAAAACCAUAAACACUCUCAUUAGCAGUUUGUAAUAAGCCAUAUAGAUCGAGGAACCAUGUGGAAGGAAGCUCUUUGGUCAAUGAGGCUUACCACAAAAACUUCUUAUGUAAAAAACUCGAGUUGUUUUUAAAUCUCUGUGUUUCCAUUAAGCCUCCUGUGCUUAUUGUUUGUAGAAAACUGUGCAGCUUUUCAAGCAUCUAGCAGUCGCACUGAUGGACAUCCGUAACCGUGAUCCGCCUGUUUAGUCUUUUCAUCAAUCCAGAGGCAGAAAUUCACACCCUCCACUACUAAUCCUUCAGACAUGAAUACCUCCUGCAACGGUAUGUCGACUGAGYGAGUUAAAAACGAUCCGUUAACGCCGGCAGCAACCUCCGGGCGUGUGCAUGCGAUGUGACCAUUUUAUUUUCAACCGCAGAGGCUCAUAACAGCGAGCGCUUUGUGGAGCCCGGGGUCAGGGGUGGCAUUGAGAAGGGCGACAGACAGAAAGGCAGGAAGUAAGAGGAGUAGGAGCUUUGAAGCAUGCAAGGAAACCUCCUAUGAGGCUGAUUGUGGAAGCAAUCAGCUGCUGGGCCUCCAAGUGUAAAGCAGCAGGCUUGGAUGUGAACGAAACGGAGCAGCAACUUCACAUUGAGCUAGUGUGACAUCUAGUGGCUAAAAGGCAGAAUAAAGAGGCUACACUGACUUACCUUUAAGAGCCUCACGCCUGGUGUAUCAGUAUCGGAUGUUUGUCUUUCUAAGUUUUUAUGGUUCUCGACUUGCACUUGAUGACAUAAACUAUAAGUAUCCCAGGUGCUGUAUGUUUAAAAAAGCCCCACAUGUUCCUGCCACAACCUUUCAGUUUCCCUCUGUGUCACCUUACAGCUGGAAAAAUAGCAGAAUGCUUAGACAGUUUGAUUUGUUUUCUGUUUUUUUGCUAAACUGUUUUAAAAAAAGAAGGGGAAGUGGCAUUGAAGCAGGGGAAGCUGAUUAGCAUUUCUGUAACGACGCAGUCAUCCAAAGUAAACAUUUACUCUGCUGUAUGCACACAUGACACAGGGAGUGAGGCUGCUUUGACACCUGUUGAAGAGAGCUUGAAGACUACAGGAGGAAGAAAAUAAAAACGCUCAGCCUGGGCAGCGAGCAGCCUGCCUUUGCUCAUUCUUAACUGCACGUGCAAUCGAAUCUGUGUCAGCCUUUGCUAUUUGGUCGGUUGCUAGGCUGUCGGUGACGUACCAAACGGCAGAAAAGCACCACGCCAGACGUUGAAGGGCAAAGCUUCCCCUUCCCCUCAUGAUCUCUCGCCUCCGAAACCAAGAGUCAGCCCUGCGCCUGCUAGCAGCAGAUGCCACCUCUUCGUGCAGGCAAACCACAUCAGUACGGGGGAUUUGCUGACUUCACCAGCCAACGGACAAGUCUCUUUGUCUUGUGCAAAAAAAAGUGCACAAGAAAGAGGAAGGAGAGGAAGGGUGUGUGCGCGUGUGUGUUUGCUCCUGUGCAGCCAGAGGAGGAGUGUGUGUUGAUGAAGCAGUUGGAGCAUGCGGUUGCCAGCACAUGUCUCUGGUUCUGGACUCUUCCUUCAGCGUCCGAUGAUGAGUUCAGGAGAAGACGCGGCGACACAAGCGGUAAUGCUGACUAACAACAUGAACUGACAAGCCCGCCCUAGGUGGUGUUAUUUUUUUUGAAUAAGAGAACAAAAACAUAAUGACUGUAAAUGAAACUGGAGCGACAGAGGGGUUCUCAAACACCCCAUCCUGCAACCAUGACUUGUCCAGCUGGGAGCACACAAUGGAGAAGAUGUACACCUACUUCUACCUGCUGCUCUUCGUCCCUGGCCUCUUCCUCAACACCACCGCUCUCUGGGUCCUCUGCAAACACUUCAGUAAGAAGACCAAAGCGGUGAUAUUCAUGAUAAACCUGGCUUUGGCAGACCUGGUCCACGUCCUCUCUCUGCCCCUGCGGAUCUAUUAUUACUUCACACACUCCUGGCCCUUCGGAAAAGGCAUCUGCUUGCUCUGCUUUUACCUCAAAUACCUAAACAUGUACGCCGCGAUUGUGUUCCUGGUGUGCAUCAGCGUGCAGCGAUACGGCUUCCUCCUCAAGCCGUUCACCGCCCGCCGCUGGAGGCGUCGCUACGACCUGCUCAUCAGCGUGGUGGUGUGGGUGUUUGUCGCUGCUGCUUGCUCACCUUUCAUUCUGAUGCGGAGCAGCGGAAGCGGCAACGCCAUGUUCAACUCCACCGAGAGCAUCGCCCCGCGCCCCUCCACCCCCGCCACGCUGUUGAGCACGACAACGUGCAGUUCGAACGCCAGCGCCCCGUCCAGCAACGGGAGCUGCUUCAAGGACCUGCCCAUGCGGAAGAUCUCCGUCCCGCUGGCUGUGAGCAUGAUCAGCAUGUGCGAGCUGUUUGGAUUCCUGAUCCCUUUCGUCUGCAUCAGCUACUGCUCCAUCCGCAUAGCCUGGUCCCUCAAUCACAGCCAGCCGCAGGACUGGCAGGACUCCGCCGCUCCGGGCUCCUCGAUGCGCAGCAGACUCCAGUCCUUCACUUCCAAUGGCCACGCGGACAAAAGCCACGAAAAGCCCACUAACAGCAGCGAGAAGCGGCGCGCCCUGCGGAUGGUGCUGAGCUGCUCGGCUCUUUUCCUCCUCUGCUUCGCCCCGUACCACAUCAACUUCAUGCUCUACUUGAUGGUCUCGCAGAGGUUUAUCGCACACUGCGCCACCACGCUGGCCGUCAAACAGUUUCACCCCAUCUCCCUCUGCUUGGCGAGCAUGAGCUGCUGCCUGAACCCACUGCUGUAUUACUUCCUGAACGCCGAAUUCAGGAAGCACCUCAGGCGCACCUCGUCCUUCUCCAACUCGUUCCUGUCCUCGCCGAGCUCCCCGAGAGAUUGUCAGACUCAAGCCAAGCUGCUGAGGAUGGAGAGCACCUGUUCCGAGAGGGAUUAGCAUCCCAGAGAGGAGAACCCACAGAGCCUUGCAAAAGAAUUCACACUGCCUCUUGAACUCUUUCACAUUUUUUGUUUUGGUCACAGACUUAAUUGUCUAUUUCUGUGUUUUUCUUUUUGAGAAAAAAACGAGUGCGUAAUUGUAAAGUGGAACCAUCUGUGGACAUCGGUUUUUAAGUCAGAUAUUCUCAAUUGAAUUGGUUUUUCCACUUUGAUUGGGUCAUUCACAUAAACAAGGUUUAAUCUAAUCCAAUCUGCUGCUGUCUUAAGUUUUCUCAGUCCUCUUAAAGGGACGGUGUUAUGUAAAAUUUACUUUUUGAAGGUUUAUGUGAUGGUWUAAUGUUAUUCCCUUAUCAAAAAUACACCUGGAGAGAGUCGCCUUGAUUCUUUUAUUCAUGUUUGAGAAAUCCUUUAAUCUGCCAUGGCAACCAUUCGCAGUUACCAAAACAUUUGUUCUCAUCGAGUGCCAUCUUCAGACUAGUGACAGCAGCAAUUAGCAAACCCUUGUGAAGGUUAUUAUAUGAACAACCUCUCAGUCCAGCAGCUGAAGGACGUUGUUAACGGCUUAACAUAGAAACUUUGUUGUGAUGACAUGAUGAAGGAAGAGUGUUAAAAAGAGUAGGACUUUCUUAAAGAGACAGAGGCCCAAUCUCAAAGUGUUAAAUUGCAAAGUCAAUUAUUUUUAAGUCAUGUGUGAUAUAUGCACAAUUUUCAUAACAACUGAAUGUAAUAUAGUUAUUUGACUGUCUAUGAAAAGUCACUAUGUGCCUGGAAAACAUAAUACUGCCCCUUUAACAGGUUGGUGCCGUCCAUCUUUCCAUCCUCCAAUUGGCUUUCUAGUUUCUGAUGAGUGAAUGUCUUCCCACAGCAUGGUGCUGCCUCUCCCAUGUCUCACCAAGGGAAUGGUUUGUUCAGGUCAAUGUGCAGCUUUAGCUUUCCAACACAAAUUAUGCUUGCCAGAAAGUUACAUUUUGUUUUUUUUUUCCUGACUGAACCACAUGUUUACUGUGUCCCGUCCUCAACCCUGCUCAACAUGGCCCACUGUCCUGCUUGCCCGUAUUUCUCCACUGUCACAACCCAGAGGGGCAUCUGAACCUAUCAAGACAGUGGGUCAUGCAUCCUACAGUAGGGGACCAUCGGCCUUCAUGGCUUGUGGCAAAAAGUAAAAUAAACUUCCUACGCUGUUCAUAAUCUGAGUAACAUC
Molecule: messenger RNA, 4669 nt
Organism: Poecilia reticulata (guppy)
Lineage: Eukaryota; Metazoa; Chordata; Actinopteri; Cyprinodontiformes; Poeciliidae
Gene: p2ry10
Product: P2Y receptor family member 10
Biological process (GO): phospholipase C-activating G protein-coupled receptor signaling pathway; positive regulation of Rho protein signal transduction
Cellular component (GO): plasma membrane
Molecular function (GO): G protein-coupled receptor activity
Source: RefSeq, a predicted model, not a curated record